Messenger RNA from Heteronotia binoei (common prickly gecko), 3946 nucleotides. RefSeq names its product hes related family bHLH transcription factor with YRPW motif 1 (gene HEY1). The transcript is spliced from 5 exons. Gene Ontology annotation, molecular function: DNA-binding transcription factor activity, RNA polymerase II-specific; protein dimerization activity; RNA polymerase II cis-regulatory region sequence-specific DNA binding. Lineage: Eukaryota; Metazoa; Chordata; Lepidosauria; Squamata; Gekkonidae. Gene Ontology annotation, biological process: anterior/posterior pattern specification; regulation of neurogenesis; negative regulation of neuron differentiation. Gene Ontology annotation, cellular component: nucleus. The coding region runs from base 240 to 1157 and encodes 305 amino acids. The record is from RefSeq and is a predicted model, not a curated record.
AACCAGAGGUGUCUGGGUAGUAAAGGGCUCCACAGCGUUGUAUGUGGCCGGGAGCGCUUGGCGCGCCUCCCUACCCCUCCCCCGGCUAAGAAGCGAAGCGUGGGAACGGGAUGGGGGAAACGCAGCCAGAGGACGAGCGGCGGCGGCGCGAGCAUUGAGCUGGCACCGGGGAAUCGCCACCCACCCACUCACUCACUCACACAGGCAGGCAACAGACGGAGUCUUCCCUUGCUAGCAGCAUGAAGCGUGCGCACCCGGAGUACAGCUCCUCCGACAGCGAGGAGCUGGAUGAGCCCAUCGAAGUAGAGAAGGAGAGCGCGGACGAGAAUGGAAACUUGAGUUCAGCUCCAGGGUCAAUGUCCCCAACCACCACUUCCCAGAUCCUGGCAAGGAAAAGACGCCGAGGAAUUAUUGAGAAGCGUCGUCGUGACCGGAUCAACAAUAGCCUGUCAGAACUGAGGAGGCUGGUGCCCAGUGCAUUUGAAAAGCAGGGAUCUGCCAAAUUGGAAAAGGCUGAAAUUCUGCAGAUGACUGUGGAUCAUCUGAAAAUGUUGCAUACUGCAGGAGGCAAAGGCUAUUUUGAUGCCCAUGCUCUGGCUAUGGACUAUCGGAGUCUAGGCUUUCGAGAGUGCUUGGCUGAAGUAGCCCGCUACCUUAGCAUUAUUGAGGGUCUGGACUCUUCUGAUCCUCUUCGUGUGCGCCUUGUGUCUCAUCUGAAUAAUUAUGCUUCUCAGCGGGAAGCAGCAAGUAGUUCGCACAACGGGCUUGGACACAUUCCUUGGGGCAGUGCCUUUGGACAUCACCAUCACAUCUCGCACCCCUUACUGCUGCCUCAGAAUGCGCACAGUACUACUAAUGGUGCAACGACAUCCACAGAAGCCCAUCACCAGAGCAGAAUUGCUGCCCCUCAUGCUGAAUCAUCUUCACUGAGAGUGCCCCCUAAUGGCAGCAUUGGACCAGUGCUUCCUGUUGUCACCUCAGCUUCUAAGCUCUCUCCUCCCUUGCUGUCUUCCAUGGCCUCCUUGUCCGCGUUCCCCUUUUCUUUCAGUUCGUUCCACCUGUUGUCCCCUAAUGCCCUCAGUUCGUCUGCACCAGCACAGUCAGCCAGCCUUGGCAAACCCUACAGACCAUGGGGAACUGAAAUUGGUGCCUUUUAAGAACUAGUGAAAGGCAGUGUAAAUAUCCAGCUGAGCUGGGGAGUUUCCAACUUCUGUUCUAAAACUCUUUAUUAGGUUGAGAUGAAAGGUACAGUUUCAGUUUUAACAAAGAUUUUACAAAAAGAGUGUUCUCCCCCUUUAAGCUCUGUACUAGUGAUCUCUUAAAAUAGUUGUUGAAAGUUUAUCCAAAUUUUUAAAUCACUCCAGAAGUUACUUUUGGAAUAGAAUUGUGCUGAAUAUUUCAUUUAUUUUUAAGUGGGUUUUUUUAAUGAUUCCAUUUUUCUGAGAACACUGGAUCUCUAUUUUUUAAAAAACGUAGAUUUGUUUUUAGCAACUUAUAACUUUUUUAGCUUUUCAAAACCACUUUUUGCAGCUGUAACACACCUAUUUGUUCUGUUAGUAUAUGUUCUGUAAGGAGAGAAUCAUUUAUAAACUUAUGUUCUGAUUUUUAUAUUUCUGAGCAAAAGCGUUGACAAAUCAUGUGGACCAAAAAAAAAUUGUGACUGCUGCAUCAAUUCAGUCUGCCUUAUGGGUUUGUUCUGUCCCCCAAGAGGGCUAUCCCAUUUCUGUGUCAAAUGGUGAUUCUUCUCCCUUACCCCAGUUUUCACAAGAAAGUUUACAGACUAGGGUCCUGAUCUUGAAAGCCCUUAAGUGCUUCUUUGAACUUUGUGUGCAUCAUCUCUGUGUUUUUAACGUUAGAGCUUUGGUGUGGAUUAUGUUAGAUUUUAGGGUGGAAAGUUCAUGUUGCCUGCCUUUUUUCUCCAUCAUACAAGCCAGUCCUUUUGUCUAGUUGUUCUAUACAUCUUCAUGGGAACUUGCCCUAGGAAAGACUGUAAGGUUUUGACUCUUAAGACCUGUUUAAUCAGUAAAGUAGGACAUUAGCAGUACAGUUCUAAGCAAAUUUAUACCCUUCUAAGUCUGUUGACAUCAUAGAAUCAUAGAGUUGGAAGGGACCUCUAGGGUCAUCUAGUCCAAUCAGUGGGCUUAAUCUAGGGAUGCCUAUCUUCCUGGCUACCAAGCUUGUUCUUUGCUGGUGCUUCAGGCACUGGUGGGAGGAAAUGCGAGGAGGAGUGUGCACCACCAUGCUUAGCUCACUUCCAGUAAAAACCAGAACUGCUAUAGUAGAUGCUCUAGCAUUUAACAAAUGCUCUAUGGUAAACCAUAUUGAUUUUGUAAAUACUAAAGCAUCUAAAGAUGCCACUUCUGGUGCAUGCUGAUGCUGGUGCACCAGAAUCCCCCCCCCCCAAUUUCUCCUGGGGGUUGCCAACUGUGGACUGGCAACGCUAGCUUAGAAGGCUGUACUGAACUGUUAAGUUCCCUGCUUUAUGGGUAAACUUGAGCCUUCACAGCAUUCUUCAGAUUGCAGUCUGAUCAUUCUGUUUUUAGAACCGUGUAUUAUGGGAAACUGCAAGGCCAUGAUGGUGUUGUAAUUGAGAAUCUGAUCACUAAUAGGAUUUGAUGGCAACAGAGAACAGUUUUCAUCAUUGCGGGAAAAAAUGAAAAGAUAUGACCUAAGAGAAACUGGAGGGCUUCCAGCAGCUAACUGCAGCUGAAGUCCUAACUUAGCACAAGGGACUUUCAACAGUUCACCCCAUUCAUGUUUCUUGACCCAACACAUCUUGUACCCUAUAAUGGCGUACACAUUUUCUUUAGUGCUUUUCAGAAGCUAGCACAGACAGAAAGGACUAUAAAUAUCCAGCUGAGUUGGGGAGUUUCCUGAAAGAAAGAAAAAAUGGAAAGGAAGAAGCUAAUUUAGCAUUUAAAAGCAAAACAAUGAGUCAUUUCAACAAUCUUAUUGACCUAAAAAACUGUUUCUCUCUCUCCUGUAAUACAUGCAUUGCAGAAUUUGGAAUUUUAUAGUGCAGAAUUCUGAGACACACUCACCUGCACUCACUGAUAGAUGGACAAACACCCAUCUACAAACACAGAUGAGACCUGUUAUUUUAAUGACUAGUUCCAGAGCUGUGUCAAGGUGCUGCAAUCAAUGCAUCAAAGAGGGUUGUUGUGUUUUAAGGCUAACUAAUUCAACAUGUCAGGUGUGGGCUCAAUGCAUCCUGGAAAUGGUCAGCUCAGUACAGAAGCUCUCUCCUGGUAGGUUACUCUACACUUUUCACCUUGCUAUAUCAGCUCAUGCUCUGUUGGAAAUGGGCCACUCUAAUUUUGAUUAGAUUGCUUGCUCUUUUGAUGGGAUCUUGUUUUCAUUUGUGUUCUGGACAUAACUCUUUAGGGCUGCAGGGCCUUUCUGCCUACCUUUGUAAUACACUACCCUUGUACCCUUUUCCCCAUGUUAUAUCCAUGUAUAUAUUUCUGCAAAGUAACUGAUGAUUGUACUUCAUGCAUUCAAAGAAGUGGCCUCUGACAUAGAAAAGCUUAUGCCACAAUACAUUUAUUAGUCUUAGAAUGCCACCUGGUUUAUUUUGAUGCACAUACUUAUAAUGCAGAUAGUACUUAACUGAUCUUUUCCCCUCACUUCCAUUCAGAGUAAUGUGAAGAGAAUUCCUAAAUCUGAAAAGGUCUAUUGUGUAUACAUUUGGGGUUGGUUUCUUGAGAAUCAGUUUUUAAUAGGUUUGUUCCAUAAUGGCUACAUUGAAGGGGCUUCCACCAAAUUGGAGUUCUGUAUUUGUGUUGUGCCUAAAUAAAUGAAUGUGAACAACAGCUGUUGAAUGAUAGCUCUCUAUAGCUAGGCAGGAGGGAAAGUAGUUUUCAAAAGGUUAUACUUUAGACUAUCAGGGUUUUUUGUUAUUGUUGCCCUGAAUGUAAUGCUUUUCAGUAAAUGCAUCUUGCUACAA